This is a messenger RNA of Serinus canaria (Common canary), 609 nucleotides long. RefSeq names its product chromosome Z C18orf32 homolog (gene CZH18orf32). The record is from RefSeq and is a predicted model, not a curated record. Gene Ontology annotation, biological process: positive regulation of canonical NF-kappaB signal transduction. The coding region runs from base 14 to 490 and encodes 158 amino acids. The transcript is spliced from 4 exons. Lineage: Eukaryota; Metazoa; Chordata; Aves; Passeriformes; Fringillidae.
CUGGCGUCACGUGAUGCGCGCUGCCGCCGGCCAUUGGCCGGAAGCACCGCCCCGGAAGCGCGGGGCUGUUCCGGUACGGGGCGCAGCUGGUGGAGCGUCACCAGGUCAUCGGAGGAGUUCGUCAGGACGGUGUUCCACGCUGAUCCCAGGGAUCGCUGGUGCAUCAGGCGGAGCACAGGAGGGAGCCAUGGUGUGCAUUCCCUGCAUCGUGAUCCCUGUUCUGCUCUGGGUCUACAAGAAGUUUGUGGAGCCCUACAUCUACCCCAUGAUCGCCCCCUUCAUCAAGCGUGUCUGGCCCAAGAAGGCUGUGCAGGAGCCACCAGGCACCAAGCAGGGCUCAGGAGGCAGCACUGGGGACCCCUGGGGUCCUGCAGCCACCAAGAGAGACCAGGAGGAUGGAUCUGGAAGCCAUAAAUUGGAAAGCAAUGGCAUUGCAAAUGGAAGUGCUGCAAAGAGAUCCACUGCAGUAUAUGGCAAGAAAACGGCUUAAAGGAGUUAAUUCCUAAGGAUUUUAUUUCCUCAUGUCCAGUAUGAACUGCUGAUAUUCCUCUCAAUUUGAGACUUUUUCCUUUGCAUAUUUUAGCUGAAUAAAAAACUAAAUUGCUUGCA